Messenger RNA from Paramecium pentaurelia, 1806 nucleotides. Lineage: Eukaryota; Ciliophora; Oligohymenophorea; Peniculida; Parameciidae. The record is from the annotation of a GenBank genome assembly.
AUGGAAGAUGUUUAUGAUAAAAAUAUAGAUGAAGUUCUUUCAGAGAAUGCAAGAUAAUCUUUGAUUUCUAGACUUAAAUAAAUACCACCAAUUUCUUAUUAACCUGAUUAUUAAGAUGAGAAUCAAGUAGUUAGCUCAUAUAUUAAAUAAGAAUUAGAAAAUAUUUUUAAAAAAUAUAAUGAGACAUUAUAAAAAUAGAAAGCAGAUGCAAAAUCAAAUAAAUAUCAAUUAUAAAAUUUUAUAACUACUCUAAAAGAUUUAAUCAAAUAAUUGAAUGAAAUUUCAUAAAAUGAUUGUGAUCCUCAAACAUAAUUUAUUAAAGAUUUCCUAUCAAAAAUAGAAUAAAGCAAAGAUAAGAAACAAUCCUAAGAAAAGUUUUUUUGUAUAUAUUAGUAUUUCUUUAAAUAUAAAGAAUCUAUAUCAGGUUAUCAAUAUUUUAAAGACAAAAAAAAGUAAUUAAAAAAGAUAAUAAAAUUAUUUAUUGAUGAAUUACAAGAAGAACUUAAAAGACAAGAAGAUAUAGAAAAGUAAGAAAAAUAAAAAUUAGAUGAAAUUAAAGCUACGCAAGAAAAAGCUGCUUAAGAAAAAUAAUUUUAGUUAGAUAAAAAGUAACAGGCAUUUGAUCAUUAACAAGAGAUGGAAAAGUUAAAAUUAUAAAAACCGGAAGAAAAAACAGAUAAAGGAAAACCAGAUCCUUAAAAUUAGGACUAAGAAUAAUUGGAAUAAUUACAAAAAGAAUUAAAUAAACAAAAAUUAUAAAAUGAUGAAAACGAAAAAUAGAUUAAUGCAAAAGAACAUGUAAAAUAAUAACUCAGAUAGCAUAUAAAUUAAACAAAUAAUGAAAUAACAAAGUUGAAUGCAAAAAAAAAAUAAUAUUAAGAAGGAUAAAUACAAUUAUGGUGGUGGAAUAGAGAUGGUAAAAAAACAUAAAUUAAAACAGAAGAUGAAAUCGAUAAUGAGAUUUUAAAUUAUCAAUUAAUUAACUAAUAAGCUAAAGAUGCAUUAAUUUAUGAUGAUAAGCAGCCGGAAAUGAUUUUGAAAGCUGUGAAAAAGGCUUUGGAAGAUGCUAAAACACUCAAGGAAGGUGCUGAAAAACCCAAGGAAGGUGCUGAAAAACCCAAGGAAGGUGCUGAAAAACCCAAGGAAGGUGCUGAAAAACCCAAGGAAGGUGCUGAAAAACCCAAGGAAGGUGCUGAAAAACCCAAGGAAGGUGCUGAAAAACCCAAGGAAGGUGCUGAAAAACCCAAGGAAGGUGCUGAAAAACCCAAGGAAGGUGCUGAAAAACCCAAGGAAGGUGCUGAAAAACCCAAGGAAGGUGCUGAAAAACCCAAGGAAGGUGCUGAAAAACCCAAGGAAGGUGCUGAAAAACCCAAGGAAGGUGCUGAAAAACCCAAGGAAGGUGCUGAAAAACCCAAGGAAGGUGCUGAAAAACCCAAGGAAGGUGCUGAAAAACCCAAGGAAGGUGCUGAAAAACCCAAGGAAGGUGCUGAAAAACCCAAGGAAGGUGCUGAAAAACCCAAGGAAGGUGCUGAAAAACCCAAGGAAGGUGCUGAAAAACCCAAGGAAGGUGCUGAAAAACCCAAGGAAGGUGCUGAAAAACCCAAGGAAGGUGCUGAAAAACCCAAGGAAGGUGCUGAAAAACCCAAGGAAGGUGCUGAAAAACCCAAGGAAGGUGCUGAAAAACCCAAGGAAGGUGCUGAAAAACCCAAGGAAGGUGCUGAAAAACCCAAGGAAGGUGCUGAAAAACCCAAGGAAGGUGCUAAUAAAGCCACGGAAUAAAUUUAAACAAAAAAAGAUUGCAAUUGA